Molecule: messenger RNA, 7498 nt
Organism: Actinia tenebrosa (Australian red waratah sea anemone)
Lineage: Eukaryota; Metazoa; Cnidaria; Anthozoa; Actiniaria; Actiniidae
Product: structural maintenance of chromosomes flexible hinge domain-containing protein 1
Biological process (GO): double-strand break repair
Source: RefSeq, a predicted model, not a curated record
CGUUGAAAAGCCCUAAGUUUUGAUGCUARAGGGAAAACGUUUAGCCUUCAAACGGACAUCUGUCGGGCCGUGAAUGGUCAGACCCAAACAAAGAUGAUCUAAUAAACAGGUGAAAAACUGGCGAUUUGUUUAUCAUUCUUCGAUAACAACCGCAAACUUAACCUUAUGAUAAAGCUAUAAAGAUUUUCAACAGUGUCUUUUUACGGGAACGGUAGAACUUCAGCUUGUUUUAGCGUCUGUUGAGUUUGACAAAGUUGGUGAGGAGUUCUUCAGCGUCGCGUCGAUAAUCUAUAAGCUUUAACGACUAAUAUUCAGGAUAAUAUAUUUAUAUGAUAUUUACAACCAGAAGAUUAAGGGCUGAUAUCCCAUURUUAAGCAGCUCUUAUGGCGCAUGUUAAAAUCUUUUUGUCAUGCAAUGAUAUUGACAAGAAAAUAGAUGUACCUAAAAAUUGGAGCUAUGAAGAAUUCAGGAACAAUGUUCAUGAAGCAUUUCCUCAGUUGCCAAGGGAUUUCAGUAUUUCAGAUAGUGAUUUUAUCGAACUAACAGAAGAUGGUUUUAAAGAAAUUAAACAGACAAGACUGGAGACUUGGUGUCUGGUGCGAGCUACUAACAAAGACACCUGUAUCCUUAAUAAACCACAUUAUGAACUGCUCCGUUAUGAUGUACAUCCUAAUGCUCUUACACAAAGUGGAAAUUAUCAUUUUAGCUCAAGUUAUCAGGCAUUCUGUGAGUUUGUGGAUAACAGCAUCCAAGCAACAGCAAAAAACCUUGAAAAGGACAUUCCAAGAAAAAUAGAACUCCAUAUUUUCUUAAAAGAGAAAGUCGCUGCCAUCUUUGACAAUGGCGAAGGAAUGACAUACGAAGGUUUGAAGGCUUUUGCAACAUACUUCUUGUCACAAGCAGACCGAGGACUAGAGAAGCCAGAGUUGGAUCAAAUACCAGCAUUUCUUGAUAGUUUUAUCUCCAAAUUUGGUGUUGGAGCAACGCAGGCUGGUUUCUAUCUUGGAGAUAGAAUAAAAGUCGUCACAAAAAGAGAUGAUUGUCCUUACGUAACAGAAAUAACUAUUUCCAAGGAAAAGCUCCAUCAACGUGCCAAUGAUGGUAAACCAGUGUUUGAAGACUACCGCUGCAUUAGAAACCCUGGUGAUAUGAGCACUGUUGAAACACCAGAAGAAGAAAAAUGCCUCAAAGACUUGAUCCAACAAGAAAUGGACCAUGAACAAUUUACAUGUGUAGUGAUCACGGGCUUGAAAGACACUCACAUUGAAUACAUAAAAAAAGACACAGCACAUCACUUGACGCGAAGUCUAGCACAUGUCUAUCACUUCUAUCUGUGGGGUAAACAAGGCUGUUCUGGGAAUAUGCGACUACCUUCUCCUUCUAGAUUAUCAAUUGAUCUUGGUAGCGCCAGCACGUUUCAAGAAGCUAACAUCCAAGUAUUUAUAGACGACGGUCGCAAUUCAAGCCAGCGGAAAUCCGUCCUAGACUUACGUGACGUCACCGAUGACGCAGAAAGUCUAUAUCAGACACUUGCAAAAGAGUGGUUCCCAUUCUCCCUCACUCUGAAGGUGCCUGGCCUAGCAAUGCCACAAACUGUUCAGGGCGUUCUUAUGUAUUAUCCUCACGAAGCAGGACAGGAAACUAUCCCGCGGGAAGCCGAUGAUGAGGAAGAUUCGGAACCGAUAUUUGAAUGUUUCUGGCAAGGACGACUUGCCCCUUUAUCAUAUGUACACAGACUCGAAUUUUGUUCUCCUCCUUCCCAAAGGACCAAAAAACAAAAAGAUAUUUUACCAGAUAUUUGUUACCGGCGGUUGAAAGGGAUACUGUUCUUCAACAGACACACGCCUAUUUCAAAUAACAAACUUAAGAUUUUACUAGACGAGCGCAAAGAUCUAUCAAGCGCCCUUGAAGAUGCUACAGCAGAAAGAAGAUUGCCGCAGGAAUUUCGUUCAUGGAUUGAGAAAUGUCACAAGGACCUUGAUAAAGAGGUCAGUUUCGAAGGCCUGUUACACAGCCAGCCCCGUGGGGGUACGGGUGAUGUGCUCUACAAGUCGAUCUGUGUGAUCACUAGUGAUGGAGAGCAGUGUUUUACUCAAGGAGACAUAGUCAGACUAGACACCAAGCCGAUCAUCUUUGGUCGCGUCUUGUAUUUCGUACAAGCAAGUAAGAAAAACGACUUUGAUAAAGUGGUGGUUGUCCGACAACCAGAUGAGGUUUACCAGAAUCAACAAGAGGACAAACCGCUGUCCAGAAUAAUCGACAUCCCUGAUGACAAAACACUCAGAAAAUUCUUCAAUGCAGAAAAACAGAUGCUGCCUAAAACAGUUCGAAUAUUCAAUAAUGUACAAAGUGAGGAACAAAGCAGCAAGAUCACGUGGCUGGCUGGUGAGACUCGUAAAGACAACUCCUCAGGUUUCUGGAUCAAAGUAUUCAACGGUGAACGUCCACCCAAGUCGAUAGUAACCGUGCACAACAAGAAGAUAGGAGUGAAACAGAUCGUAGAGGGACCAGAGAAAGUCGCGCCCAUUCAGAAUGACGUACCCAUUGAUGGCGAAAGGUWUGGCUUUAAACCAUUCUGGCUUGGCAAGGCUGGUAACUAUGAGCUGAAGUACGUGGCUGUUCUUGGUGAUCGGGAGAUUUGCUCAGCAGGAGUUAAAAUUGAAGUUAAAGCCAACGUUGCCACAUUUGUAAGACUAGACGAACCCUCAGACAGAGAAACCCCAACACUAACCUUGGGUGACCCAUCACUAAAAUUUAAGCUCCACUUCCAAGACCAGUGGGCCAACCCUACCACGCAAUUUCGUAGCGGCGACAGCGUUCAACUAGAAGUAACGUCAACCUACCUCGAGAUACGUGGUAUUAAAGACAGCUAUCAGGCAAACCGAAACGGCGAUCUGGAGGUCAGCGAUCUUACUCUUCAUCCUAAAGGCAAUGCCAGGAGUUAUUUUAGUCGAGAACAUUCUAUCCGUGUGAAUGCUGUUGAUGUUGGUUACGUCAUCUUCCCUAUUCGACUUCAGGCAGGUCAACCACAUUCGCUCAAGAUCCCCACAUUCGAUACCAAUGAGGUCCAAAACUAUGAUGAGUUUCCAGAAUUCACUGUGCAGGUGAUGGACAGUUGGGGCCAGCCGUGUGCUUCUACUGACAGGAAGAAUAAGCUGCAUGUUGAAUGUGACGCAUUUGCAGGGGGUCCCUAUUUAAGUAGCGUCGAACAGGGCCAGGCUUCCUUUGGACCAAUCAAAAUCAAGGUUGCUUCAGGUCAAUCUCCUUGCACGAAAAAAGUCAAAAUUACCCUGGUCACUGUCGAUUUUGGCAGAAAAAAACAAGUCAUCUCCGAAACUAUCGAGGAACUCGGCCACUUUACCAUCAAAGUGCUCCCCAGUGGACUCCCCCACCGUAUUGAAAUCUGUCAUAGGUUAGCUGAAACAAACGGUGACGUCACGAAUGGUAAUACCAGGUCACGUGACUCUAGGAGGGACUGUCUAGAGUUGUCAGCGCCGGCGGGAUCUUUGUUGAAAGGGCUUUAUUUGAAAGCAUAUGAUGAAAGUGGGCGGUGUUUGAGUGACAGUGAUCUAAGGAAAGCCAAUCCUGCCAUUACGACCAGUUGGAAUGGGGAGGUCUCAUGUAAGAAUCUCCCGGUCUUACCAGAUUGCGGCGUCGCUCAGCUCGUACGUAACACGUUCGUCGGUAAUAUCACGUGUACUUGUAAGGAUGUCAUGUGUCAGACACAAAUCCGAAUACGACCUGAAGAAGGCGAGCCUCAGAAGUGGUUUUUCAACUCUAACUCCAACACACUCGACAUUGAGUGCGAUGCUAAAAAACAGUUUGCCAAUAAACUAACUAUUCAAGUGCAGGAUAAUUUUGGUAACCCUGUGGAAUGUCCCCCUGAGAUCGUACCACUCAUAACACUAGAACACUCAUCAAAAGAAAAAAAAGAUUCCAUUCACUACAAUGGAGACAUGAUAUACAACGUCGCUAACAAAGAGUUUGUGUUCUCGAACGAUGCUAACAUAUCAGGCAGCCCAGGAAUCCUUACCAUGACAGUCAGUGACAAGGACUGUAAACUAUCUAAGGACACAAAGAGAAUAAAUCUUACCCCAGGUCCACCCCACCACAUUGAACUCUGGAGUCAAUCCUUUGAUUGCAGCGAACAAAGCCAAAAUCACACUUUAAAAGCAUUCCAUGACUGUUGUCUUACGCAUCCUAUCCAAGCAUGCAUCUGUGAUCGGUCGGGUAACAGAACACCACUCAAAACCAAGCUCAACUUAACCUGGAAGCCAGCAUCUGCGGGCGCGAAUAUCAGCAAGAAGACUCGAGAUAAGGGCGAUACCAGCUUUACGGCUUAUGAUGUUAGAUGUACCGCUAAACCAAAUCAAACUGUUAAGAUACGCGUAACGAGUUCAGAACACCGAACAUUGCAGGCGGCAGACGUGAGUGUAACAGUAGUACCCAGUAAUCGAGUAACAGCGAUACUUAUCAAUAGUGACUGUACGAGUAUUACAACUAAGUCUAACUUCCCAACGUUAAAGGUAGAGUGUCAGACUGAAGAUGGCGUACGAGUAGAUGCUGUAGGUCACCUGACCCUCCAUCUCAACGCUCCUGACGGGACGCUUAUCCCCGGAUCAUCUGUCUAUCGAAAACCCACCCAAAACAGAGAAGGCGUAGUGACCUACAUCCCUCAGACUAGUAAACACCUGGAACAUUCUGGAUCCUGGUCUGUAAGCUGUCAGUUUACAGAAUACAGAGAUCGACUAAAGUCUAUCUUGUUAGCCGAAAAACACGUGACCAGUAGUGAGGAGGCUUUCAAGUUUACUGUUUUACCAGGCCCAGCUCAGACAUUAUCCGUCAAGUUUGCCUCGGAGAACGCGGGGUUACUUUCUGCUUCAAGUACAGCAGACGUUAAAGGUCGGACUAUAUUACCACGAGCAGGAAAAAGUGAAACAGUAGAAAUAUUAGCGCUGGAUCACUAUGGCAACAUGGCUAAUGUCUCCACCAUCGUUGACGUUACUAUCUGUAUUCUGCCUGGACAUCACCCAGAGGAUCAGGAGAUUAUUCUACCCGAGCUGGAAAACCAUCCUGUCAAGAUAUCCUUAGACCAGGGUAAAGCCCGGGUACCCCGGUUAACCCUUAAGUCACGUGUUGGGAACUAUAUCGGGGAGUACCUGUUGGUAUUCUCAACCAGUGGAAUAGAGGACUGUCAGUUAAAGUUUUACUUUAGUACAGACGAACACAUUCAACGAAUACAAACCGAACUUGCCCCACUAAAGAAGAAAAUCCACGAUUAUGAAGUCGAGGUUAACGAAGCAAAGAAAAGACUAACGAAGAGCAAGGUGGAAAUGAACAGCAAGCUGACAGCUGUUAAGAGCAUGUUCCGGGGGGAGCCGCGUUCAUGCGAAGUAAAAGCACUCUUACUGGAAAAGAAGAAAACGCUUGCUGAUGUUACGAAUGAUGAGGGAGGUGUUCGACCAGCACGUGUUCAGGCUGGCUUCCCCCCGAGCAGAAUCAGACAGUAUAUUAAAGGUGUGGUAGCUGAGUUAGCGUACGUAUCGGAUCCAGACCUUUCUCGGCUGUUGUCGUGGUACCUUCAGCCCAAGAUGGGUGUAUGUUUAACUACGACUAUCGACAAACAACGCAAAGUCUACGACCUGGGAUUCCCAGCCUACUGUGAAUCAACCCUGCUUCCAUUCUCCAAACGGGAUUUUGAUGGUCAGGACGGGAAACCACUUCCUUUAGAGUUUCCUCAGCCGCCCCCGAAUUUUAGAAGCUCGAUCCAGUUUGCUAUUAACCUGUUGGAGUUUUCGGCCGAGAAUGGAUAUUUAAGAAGUACAUUCUAUUGGUCUCUUUUGUCCAAAACCAUGGUGAUUGAAGAUCUUCAUUCUGCGCAGAUUUAUCGCCAGCACUUGGUUCAGAUGCGCUGCGCUUGUCCUACUAUUCUUACGCGUGAUGGCAAUAUGAUCGCCAGUGAUGGGCUUAUGGAUCCCAAACGAAAGUGUCCCAGGAGUCUAGGCGAGCUGAAGUUCUCGUUCGGCGCGCUGCCACCAACAGAACGAGCUGUAAACAAACAACUCUCAGAAACAGUCAAUCAACUGGAAGAACUCAAUAAGACUGUGUUAGAAUGCGAAAAAACAUUGGACCUUGUCAAAAUGAAGGAAGAUCAUCUAAGACAACAAAGAUCAUCAUUAUCACCACAAAUAACGACUCUUGAAAGAGAACUGCGCAAACUCAGGCCGUCUCCUCCGCUAAGUGACUCACUGCAGUCUCCUGAUAAGCGUAAGCGUAGAUAACAAAUGGUUUGGAAGACUUUGUGGACAUGCAUCGAGUCAUGCAGCUUUCUCCAGCUAUUGCUAAGCUGUGUGCAUGCUUUCAGUAGGGCAAGAAGGCAUGACAUAACAACCCUAAGAUUGGCUCCAUGGAGAGAAGGAUGCCACUUCCCCCCUUAUCUCCCCACUCGCCUAGAUCCACCAAUGGAAAAUUAGAGCUGUCUUUUUAUCAUAUGCGAAAACGAUAGCUAUAGAUUACGUUUCGGGUUAAACCGUCAAAAAAAAUCAAUAAGUUUGUAUAUCAUACUAGUACGUUUUCAAUUUUGAGGGGAAAAAAACGUUUCAAUUUUGAAAAAAACCCCACUUUUUUAAAAGUUUCACCUUUUUGGAAUUCCAAAUAAUGCGCGUUCAUAACGACCUUAAUGUUGUUUAGCUUUCUGAUUGGUUGCGCAAACAAUCAAUGACGUAGAAUAUUUUUAACGUUGAAUAUUUAUUAGAUUUUUUUACGUUCGUGUUUAUUAUCGACGUGGUAUUUUUCCGUCUUCAUAAAUUUGUGAGACCAAUUCAACUUUCAAGAAAGUUUUCCUCACAUCAUCGCCUUCGAAAAGAAGAAAAAAUAAUUCGGCAUUUUUCUGUGACGGAAGUUUCUCUAAGUUUUUAUCACUAAAAUUCAUACGCUUUUUGUUUUUUAAAAAAGUUAGAGAAAAAAUCAUUUAUUUUCAGUUUGAAAUCCUAAUUGAUUUUAAAGACAAGCUCUUUUAGAGAAUUAAAAAAAGUGACAUUCUAGUCAAGUUCAAAAAUUUUAAGGCCGAAUACAAACGUCGAACUUUACAUGAGCCGAACCUAAUGACAUAUAAGAACACCACAUCAUUAUUUAUUGUUUUCAAUGCGUACGGCUCGUGUAAAGUUCGACGUCUGUCCAGAGCCUAACAGGUUGUCAAAAAUGUUGCAGUCGCUCUUUAUCAUACUUGACCAACGAGACUUUGGGUUCGAGCUUUUUUUUGAAUUCUUAUCUUUAAAUUGUACGUACCCUUUUUAUAGCCUGCGUGACAUCCGGAAUUUUGUUCGAAAUUCCGGAUGUGACGCAGGCUAGCUUUUUACAGCAGGCCAACAAACCUUCAACGUGUUUGAAAUAGGGCUCGCUUGAAAUGCGGGUGAGAACGGCUGUAAUAUUGAAAUUAUCCAAAGAGAAUAUUCAUUGACGCAUUAACAAAAUCAAUGAAAUCAUACUUUACUUACA